CAGUUACUGUCACUUGAGCAAGACAAGUGUUUAUUUAUAUUUUGUGGUGAACCUGAUAAUGCGUGAAACUGUUUCAAAAAAGACCUUAUAAUGAAAACUUUAGAGUUGAUUUUGUAACAAAAACAGUAGAUAUAUGUGUGUAAUUAUAAAUAAAAAUCUCAACAAUAAAAUUGAUAGCAUAACAUUAUUUAUAUGCCAAUAAUCAUGAGUAUGCAGUAAAAACUUCAAGGACAUAAUAUAUUUUGCACUCCUUCGUAUGAUAAUCGAUGAAGCGGGCUUUUUGUAUACUAGCGGCUCUGAGAACCGAGCAUACAGCUAAUUAUAUAGCUAAAAUGAGUCCUAUAACCAAUUUCAAGGAGUGGAAGUUUCACGAUCCUCCAAAUUACGCUGCGUUACCCAUAAACGACAACCCUGAGUAUAAUGUGCCGGUAGCCGUUAAAGAUGCUGUGUUUUCUAAGGUGCCGACAGAGCCUUUAGUAGGUAAGCUGCACUUAGUGUGUGCAUCAGAUGAUGCUCUCACAGACAUAUUGGACUUGGAUCCAUCUGUGGCUGAGUCUGAAGAGUUCAUCAACUUCAUAGCUGGGAGCUACUUGCCUGAAGGAGGACUGAGUGUCUCACACAGAUAUGGAGGAUAUCAAUUUGGCUUCUGGUCGGACCAAUUAGGUGAUGGAAGAGCUCAUAUACUUGGAGAAUAUAUUAACAGUAAAGGUGAAACCUGGCAGCCACAGCUGAAGGGUUCUGGAGAGACUCCCUAUUCGCGCAUGGGUGACGGUCGCGCUGUCCUCCGUUCAUCCAUUAGGGAAAUGAUUGCUUCAGAAGCUUGCCAUUACCUUGGAAUACCAACUACAAGAGCUGCUGCUUUAGUUGUAAGUGAUGAUCACAAGGUGUGGCGUGACAAGUCCUACAGCGGUCACUCGCGGCAAGAACGCGCCGCCAUAGUGAUGCGGCUCGCGCAGGCGUGGUACCGCAUCGGAUCAGUGGAGAUACUGAACAAGCGGCGCGAACCCGCACUCAUGAAGGAUUUAGUCGACUUCAUUAUUAAGCACCAUUUUCCGGAGAUUGAGAACGGCAGUGGCGAUAAAUACGUGAAGUGGUUCCAAGAAGUGUCUUACAGGAAUCUAGAUACGGUUGCUAUUUGGCAAGGCUUGGGCUUCACUCACGGUGUUCUGAACACGGACAACGUGUCUCUUCUCGGCGUGACGCUGGACUACGGGCCGUACGGCUUCAUGGACUACUACAGCCCGCAUUACGUGCCCAACACCUCUGAUGAUAUGGGUCGCUACGCUUUCAAUAAACAGCCGGCGAUUAUGGUAUGGAAUCUGUGUAAGUUGGCGGAGGCCUUGGACCCGAUACUGUCGGAGCAGCAGCGGCAGAAGAUCAAAGAAAUUGCCGCCACGCUUUUAGACUAUGUCCAUGUUAAAGUUGCACUGGCGCUUGUUUUAAAACUUGGAUUUAGAGAAUACAAAGGAGGCGAUGAAAAUAUGGCCUACGAUCUCCUGAAAAUGAUGCUAAACAAAAUGGCGGACUUCACUGCCACGUUCAGGCAACUUUCUGAAGUAGAUCCACAGCAUUUAUUAGACAAGACAGUUAUUGAGAAACAUUGGUCUCUCAACAAAUUGAUAGAAGACAGCGAUUGGGAGAAAUGGGUGAAAAACUAUGAAAAGAGAUUAGCAGAUGAAAAUAUUACCGAGGAAGUAAGAAAACAGCGAAUGGUCAAAAUGAAUCCCUUAUACGUACCAAGGAAUUGGAUCUUAGAAGAAGCAAUCAAAGACGCUGAGAAAAAUGACUUUGAAAAGGUUAGAUUUUUACUGAAGCUGUUUAAAAAACCGUUUGAAGUGAAUGAAGAGGCCGAAAAACUGGGUUAUUCAUCUCAGCCGCCGAGUUGGUCCUAUGGACUGAAACUUAGCUGUUCCAGUUAAUGAAUGUUAACUGCUCAAAUUGAUGUUGUACGUCUUGUUGGUCGUAACGUAAACGUACAAAUUGCGAAAGAGGUCAAGUCUGUUGUAUAAAGUGCUUGAAUCAGGCACUAAAAUCAAUAAUCAUGUAUUAUUAAAUGAUGUAACGUUUAACUCACGCGUAUUUAUCGGGGUAGCCGGACCCAACCGGAGUCCUUAACC
Trichoplusia ni (cabbage looper) is the source of this 2117-nucleotide messenger RNA. Its product is annotated as UPF0061 protein PFL_0486-like. The coding region runs from base 267 to 1919 and encodes 550 amino acids. NCBI's taxonomy places the organism in Eukaryota, Metazoa, Arthropoda, Insecta, Lepidoptera, Noctuidae. The transcript has 12 exons. The record is from RefSeq and is a predicted model, not a curated record.